GAUCCACCUGGGGAGGUUGUGGGGUGACGGCGCGGACGCCAUUUUGUCGGUGUUUGUCGCAGCGGCUGGAGAGAAACGACGGCGGUUUGGCGAGAUUUCUCGGCCAGAAGGCCUUUUGCUUUUGCGGAGAUGCGGCAUUCCAAACGAACUCACUGUCCUGAUUGGGAUAGCAGAGAAAGCUGGGGCCAUGAAAGCUACAGUGGAAGUCACAAACGGAAGAGGAGAUCUCACAGCAGUACACAAGAGAACAGGCACUGUAAACCACACCAUCAGUUUAAAGACUCUGAUUGGGAUCUUUGUGUACAAAUCUUUGCCUGUGGUUAUUUCCUGAGAGUAGAUUCUAAGAAGAGGCAUUUUCAAGUUAAAGGUGCUCCAUGUGCAUCCCUCUUGAAGCUUCGCACUCUGUUGAAGAGGACACUCAUCCCAGUCAUUAUUUAGAAGCAAGAUGCUUGAAUGAGAGAGAUUAUCGGGACCGGAGAUACAUUGAUGAAUACAGAAAUGAAUACUGCGAAGGAUAUGUUCCAAGACAUUACCAUAGAGACAUUGAAAGCACUUACCGGAUCCAUUGCAGUAAAUCCUCAGUCAGAAGCAGGAGAAGCAGCCCUAAAAGAAAACGUAAUAGACACUGUGCAAGUCAUCAGUCACAUUCGGUAUGAGUGAUUGGUUUUUAUUUUGAAUGGAUUGAUUGUAAAGCUCUAAAAGAGUGAUAAGUUUCUAAAAGUUUCUUAAUGCAAUUUGGAUAUGCUGUAAUUAUAUUCAUGUUAUUGGAAUUCUUAGGAAGUGUACACAUUCUCAUAAUUGACCACCUGUGUAUUAGUUGGUCUUCAUUUUGGCCACACACUCAUUCUGCAAAACAGAUCAUGAGUUUAUUGCUUUUAAUAGUAAGAACAUCUUAUUUUGUGGUUGUAGAAUAUAUUUAAAAAUGAGGCACCCAUUUUUUUCUUCUUUGAAUGUAAAGAUUUUUUUUUUAUUUUGAAAGAAACUGCUUUACUGGCAGUUGGAAACAACUCAGCCAAGUCACACUGCUGGAGUGUUUAGCUGUUGCCAACCCCUGUGUAGUCUAGCUCCUAGUACAGCACAUAAUUGUCUGCAUUAAUUUGCUAAAGUUGUGAACCUGGGUGCUGAGUAGAAAAUGUACUGAGGAAGCUAGACGUCUUUUAUUUGUGAACUUUGAGAUACCAUUUCCCAUCCCCAAGUUUUUUCUAUAGAACUAGCAGAUACUAGAUGGAAGAUUGAAAUUAGUCUUUACUUCCCCUUCUUACUAUGAUGAUGUCCACUUUUAAAUGUUGCUAAAAAGAGAACAGUUUCAACUAAUCUUGACAUUUUCCUGACUAACUAGACAAUUCAACUCACAGCAUAUGGUUAUAGCAGAAAUUAGUAAAUCGUGACAUUGCAUUCUUUAAACUUCAUACUUCAAUUAAAUCAGUAUUUUAAAGAGACAAUUGUGUUGUUUUUUUCUAUUGCCACUUUAAGUAUCUUAUCUGAAAAUCUGUUCCUUGCCAUGUUUUUCUUCUGUAACAUAAACUGUGCCCUGUGAAUUUCUGGGGACUGAAUUUGAAAUUGCUCCUGCCAACUGUUCGUGGCCUGGUGCUUAUCUGAAUGCCUGAAUAUCUCCCCGCUGAAUGAAUUGCGUAUUCUGCCCUGAAUUCACUCUGAUAUAUUGAUUGGCUGGACGAUCUUGGUGCUGCCCACUUGCCGUUCCAGAAGAGCCACCGAAGGAAAAGAUCCAGGAGUAUAGAGGAUGAUGAGGAGGGUCACCUGAUCUGUCAAAGUGGAGACGUUCUAAGAGCAAGAUGUAUAGAAUAUUUUUCAACACUUUUUAAACUUUGCAGACAGAAUAAUCUUUUAAAGAAUAGUUUGUCAGCGGGGGGCUAAAGACUCUUCAUUGCUUUUUUGUUUUGUUUUUUGUGGGUUUGUUUAUUCUUUUGUAUUUCUUCUUUUCUGUAGAAUUUAAAUAUUUCUAUUCUUAAAAUUCCAAAAUAAUCAGUGGAGUUUGAGAUUAGAGCAAGACAGAUAGCUCUAUCUAAUUGCUUUGUAGCAGCUGAAAAUACAAUAACUUGAGCGAUGAAACCUUAGUUAUGCUUUGCUAAAGAUCAUUUGGAAAUAUGCCACACUUAAGCAUUCAUUGUUUGAACAGCUGGAUAAUUGUGCUUAGGUACUUAGACCUCUCUUUUUCUCCCUUACUUUAGAUGAAAUCGUGGACACUUUAGGUGAAGGGGCCUUUGGCAAAGUUGUAGAGUGCAUUGAUCAUGGCAUGGAUGGCUUACAUGUAGCAGUGAAAAUUGUAAAAAAUGUAGGCCGUUACCGGGAGGCAGCUCGCUCUGAAAUCCAAGUAUUGGAGCAUUUGAACAGCACUGACCCCAACAGUGUCUUCCGAUGUGUCCAGAUGCUAGAAUGGUUUGAUCAUCAUGGUCAUGUUUGUAUUGUAUUUGAGCUGCUGGGACUUAGUACCUAUGACUUUAUUAAAGAAAAUAGCUUUCUACCAUUUCAAAUUGAUCACAUCAGGCAAAUGGCUUAUCAGAUCUGCCAGUCUAUAAAUUUUUUACAUCAUAAUAAAUUAACACACACGGAUCUAAAACCUGAAAAUAUUUUAUUUGUGAAGUCUGACUAUGUAGUCAAAUACAAUUCUAAAAUGAAACGAGAUGAGCGCACAUUGAAAAACACAGACAUCAAAGUUGUUGACUUUGGAAGUGCAACAUAUGAUGACGAGCAUCAUAGUACUUUGGUGUCCACGAGGCACUACAGGGCUCCAGAGGUCAUUUUGGCUUUAGGUUGGUCUCAGCCUUGUGAUGUUUGGAGCAUAGGCUGCAUUCUUAUUGAAUAUUACCUUGGGUUCACAGUCUUUCAGACUCAUGAUAGUAAAGAACACCUGGCAAUGAUGGAACGGAUAUUAGGACCCAUCCCAGCACAUAUGAUCCAAAAGACAAGGAAACGCAAGUAUUUCCACCAUAACCAGCUAGAUUGGGAUGAGCAUAGUUCAGCUGGGAGAUAUGUUAGGAGACGCUGCAAGCCGCUAAAGGAAUUUAUGCUGUGUCACGAUGAGGAGCACGAGAAGCUGUUUGACCUGGUUCGAAGAAUGUUGGAGUAUGACCCAACAAAAAGGAUUACCUUGGAUGAAGCCUUGCAGCACCCUUUCUUUGACUUAUUAAAAAGGAAAUGAAUGGGACUCAGUGGUCUUCCUGUAUACUUCUCUAGGAGCAAUUACUUUAAGACUGUGUCAGUCAACUAAAUAUUCUAAUAUUUUUGUAAACAUUAAAUUAUUUUGUACAGUUAAGUGUAAAUACUGUAUGUUUUGUAUCAAUAGCAUAACUACCUUGUUAAGUAUGGUGUUGAUAAUGAAUGUAAUAUAAGAGUUAAAAUUAAUUUUCCUUUUGAUGUUAAUUGCCAUUUUUAAAAACUUUAGAAUGCCCUUUGUGUCUAAUGAUAAACGUGAUUGGUCUCGUCUUUUGUACAUGAAGGUUGACUCUGAAGUGAUUUUUUUUUUUUCUCUCAAGUAAAAGGAAAUCUUGACCACUU
This is a messenger RNA of Arvicanthis niloticus (Nile rat), 3516 nucleotides long. NCBI's taxonomy places the organism in Eukaryota, Metazoa, Chordata, Mammalia, Rodentia, Muridae. The record is from RefSeq and is a predicted model, not a curated record.